AGAUGCCCGAGAGCGCCAGAAAACAAGCUUGAGCGGGUGAUAGAGCAGAGGUCUCCCCGGGACAGUGAGACUCGGAGGAGAGGGCUGAAGGUGGAAGUGAAGGGGGACUACCCGCUUAUUUCUUAAGGAGGGAAUAAAGCUGGUAUGUUCGAUUGAAGAAAGAGAGAACCGGAGAGUGAGGAAAGGUGGACCUGGAGCUACAUUUGAAGGUUUAAUCCAGUCAUUCAAGAGGAGAAAAAGGUAAAUAUCUGCGUUUUCUCUCACUGAUGGUAUGUUCCCUGCUAAGUAAGAAGCUAAUUAUAGCCAAAGUUGCCUUUAUUAGUUUAAUUAUACCUCAAAAAGUUAUGACUUACUACAAGAUUUACCACAUCUUGUCUAAAUAUAGUGACUAAUUAGGGUGAAUGUGUCCUUUUCUCAACUAUAGACACAUAGUCUCCACCUCAUAUUACACCUAAUGCAGUAAGUUAAUGUCAUGUGGUAAAACGCUGUCUGUUUUAUAUGUAUUUAAGCAGUUUAUCAGUGUUAAAAUCAAACCAAUUCGCACUAUACUGAGGUUAAUAACUGUGUCAUAGGCGUUAGCUCGCUAAAGGCUAAUUAGCCGAAGCUCUGUGCGCCAAAUUCAGCCUCCCACCCGGCAGAGUUUGCAGCAACAUUACCGCCUAAAAUCUCCCUGUUCCCUCAUAAGACCUACAGGAAUAUCAGCCCGGGUAUUGAUGCAUGAUGUUCCGGUAAUAUCUUGACUUUUUUUGGCUGCAGAUGGAAGUUGAAUGUCUGGCUCUCAAAGACCUCACAAGUCCCAGGAAAAAAAGUUUCAAGGUGGAGUCAGAGGAGGAUGGGGGCCACAGUGAGCAGAAGGUAGGGUGGAUGAAUGAUUCAAGAGAUGUUAUAUCAUCUUUAGAGAGGAGUUAAGUCACGAGAAGAGCUGGAAACAGAUAAAUAUCCUCAUAUUUCUCUCUCAGGAAAACAUUUGCACCGAGAGGAGAAAAUCCACGCCCCUGAAAUCCACAGAGUCCCCCACCCCCCUCCUGAUCUUCAGGAAAGUCGCCACCCCUGACCUGGCCCACAUCACCCCCAUCAAGCACACAGUACUGACUGAACCCUGGACGCCCACAGCCAACCUGAAGAUGCUGAUCAGCGCUGCGAGUCCGGACAUCAGGGACAGGGAGAUGAAGAAGGUUCUGUUCAGGCCCAUAGAGAACGAGAAGGAGAAACCUGCGAGUCCACAAGUGAUGGCGGCGGAGGACGCCGAGGUGGAAGACUCUUGUCAGGUAUGUGAGACUUUUUGCAGCUGCCCAAGAGGUUAAAGGUCAACUUAAUAAUCAGUGAGGUGUUUCAAGUUAUGAGUAAAAUGUUUUAUUAUGAAGUUAGAUUCCAGCUGCUCAUUAUGGACUCAAAAUAUGAUAUGAAAACCUCAGAAAGUCCAAACUUUUCCCAAGAUAGAGAGUUUUCAAAAGCACAGACACAAACGCUCAAUUAUGCAGUAAUACAUGAUAAAACUGUGUUUUAUAAUAGAUGGCAGCCAGAGCCAAAGACAAUUAUUCGGCAUAUGCAAUAUUUUUGAGGUUUUUCCAGCCUCAUCAAAAACAUAAUUAAAGGCAUUAAAGGAUUCGAUUAGUUUCUCCAAAUCUGCCCCCUGAAAACACGUUACAGGAAAGUAAUUUAGAGCGCUGAUCUGAUUUGUGAGCCAAUUUAAACGCUGAGUCAAACUCACUAUCAGUUUUUUUUCGCAUCCCUUGAUUUUGAUUCAGCAAAGCCCCUCGAGGGGGUUUUGAAAUUCCCAUGACGGUGAUAAAGACCGGUUUUAUAUUUCGACCGUGUGCCUGUCUUUCCAGUUGGACGAGGAGGACGACGCGGACAAAAAGCCGAGCAGGAAGCAGAAGAGUCUGGGUCUGCUCUGUCAGAAGUUCUUGGCCCUCUACCCUGACUACCCCCCACCGCACAGCCCCAUCUGGAUCUCACUGGACGAGGUGGCCUCCAGUCUUGGUAAGACGCAGAUACCGGUGCCAACGCUGCCUUUGAUAACCCCUCAUGAAAAGGAGCGAUGACAGAGGCAGAUCAUGUCCUUUUAAUGAGCAUCGUAAAGCUCUUAUGUAAUUGCAUUUGGCAGUUGGUAUGGCAACAGCAGCCUGGUGUUUAUGGACGGACACCAGGCUGCAAAUCAGAGCAAGGCCGGCUAGUCUUUAUAACUCUCGCUAAAAAGUGUGAAAUGUGAGCUCGUAUUUUUCCACGCUCAAGUUUGUCGUCAUCUCUGAAACAUUCAGGAGUGGAGCGGCGGCGCAUCUACGACAUCGUCAACGUGCUGGAGUCCCUCACCAUCGUGGGUCGGAUAGCCAAGAACAGCUACACCUGGUACGGUCGCCAGCGGCUGGAGGCCACACUGGAGGAUUUGCAGAGGAGGGGUCUGCAGCAGGGCUACCACCUCCAGAUGGAGAUGGCCAAUGAGGCGAGAGAGGCUGCAGCGGGGUGUGAGGAUGAUGGAGCAGAAGGAGACGCCAACAGCGGUAAUGAAGAGAGGCUGGUUCUUUAUUUCUUUCACCUUUGCAUGUCUUUACUGUUGUGCUUUAACGGAGCUGAGGUUUAUUACAGAACUAAAACACCUUCCGUUAAAGCGGCGCAUACAAAAAUCAGAGCAGGAGCCACCGCGGCGAAAUAACCUCCACAUACGAGCGCCUCUACAUACUGACCUGACUUCUCUAGCGCGGUCACGGCGUUUCAAAACACAGAGCUACGACUAAAACAGCUCAGUAAAGGUACAGGCUGCAUAUUUAAGCCUCUCUGAUCCUGUGAUUGUAGCAGGAGGAUCAACAGACGUUAAAAACAGGUUAUUAAAGGACUAUUUCCAAUAUUUAUGGUGGUGAAUUAACAGUGCCCCCCUUUGUUGGUAAAUUUCGCGACAAAUUCAGGGCUGCAGUAAAUCAGAGCUUUCUCCCUCAGUGGAAAUGUUCAACCUAUAACGUCUAAAUUCUGAGGGUAAUGACGAGUUUGAAGCCCCCUUUCUGUUUUUUCAGGGUUCCUACGCAAGUAUGGAAAUAAAUUUGGCUAAUUUUCAGGAAUUAAAAAGAAUGGAAAAUGAAAAAAUAAUGUAUGAAAAAAUAUUUGUUUCCAGACUUUUACCAGUUUUCUAAAAAAAACACAAAAUCAGGUAUUUCCAAAAAAUAAUUUCACCGAUCCAGAUCGUGUUUUGUGCUGAGCCAAGCACAGUUUGUGUGAGAGGAAACAUUUCAAAAACAUACUAACCCUUUUACCUGAUUGACAAGUCGUGCAAAAAAUCUAAUAUAUUAGAGAAAAGUAAAAGCACACCGAUCCAGAUCAAAUCGCACAAUAUAUAACGAUAAAACGAUAUGAGUAAAAGUGUCGUAUAAAGAAAUCUGUGCACAACAAAACACUCUGCAUUCAUGGUUAAAAUGUCCCUGUGAAUAACAAGUGAGGACGUGUUUUCUGUCUGUUUUUUACACAUCUUGCACCUCUGUCUUAUCUUCCUGUAGCAGCAAUCACAAUUCAAACAAAUCUGCCUCCGAAGUGAGAUUUAUUUCACAGUUUUGUCCUGCAGGUUUGAAACCUAAUAACAUCAAACGGACCAUAAUAGAGAGUUUUCAGGGAUAAAGCAGAGUUAAAUCUACCAAAAUUGCUUCAUUUUUCUGGGAGAUUUGUAAAAAUCAUCCCAUCAUGUGUGACGUGUGUGAUCCUGAAGCGGUGUCAAAUAUUCUCUAACGUUUCUCUGCUUUUGUAGCAGGCAGCAACAGAAAGGACAAAUCUCUGCGCAUCAUGAGCCAAAAGUUCGUCAUGCUGUUCCUGGUGUCCAAAACUCAGACCGUCACUCUGGACGCAGCGGCAAAGGUCCUCAUCGAGGAGAGCCAGGACUCAUCCAGUCACAGCAAGUAUAAAAGUAAGAGCAGAGAGGAUUCCUGCUAAUGUGUGAGUCCGGUUUGUUUUAUUUUAGUCAAACUAAACUUCAUCUCUGUUCCUGUAGCUAAGGUGCGCCGGCUGUAUGAUAUCGCCAAUGUGCUGACCAGUUUGGACCUGAUAAAGAAAGUCCACGUCCGGGAGGAGAGGGGCAGGAAACCGGCUUUCACAUGGCUCGGCCCUGUGGAGUUUAAAAACUCUGGGAGUGGAGGUAAGACCUCGACAAACACUUCUCAAAGACUUCAGGGGAUUAAAUUUAAAGCUGCUGAUAUUUUAACGCUAACCUCGCUGUUAUCUCUCUCUGUGAACACCUCAGCCGUCACUCUGCCUGGAAUCACUCAGCCGAUAACAAAAGAAGACAUCAGACAGUUAAAAAUGCCCCGCCACGCGUCUUUUAACGUCACACCAACCUCUGCGGCCGUGCAGCGUCAGGUCAGCUCUGCACCCAGCAGUCCACGUCGAAAUCCUGCAGGUAACACUCUGUUUCCGUUUCUACGUUACCGUUAGACAUGUGGGACGGCGUCACUCUUACAGUGUUUUCUCUCCUUUCCUCUCAUCGCAGGUCCACAACACCAGCCUGUGGAUUACUCCAAAAAGAUGACAAACAACAACAACAACACGGCGUGUCAAGUGAGGAUUGAAAACAGCACUGAGUGAGUUAACAAAUGGUUUACUAAAAGAGAACAGAUGCAAAACAUGACAUGGAAGUAAGCCGCAACAGCCGCACUUUACAAACAAUGCAACACAGUGUUUGCGUACCUGUGUUCCUCACAGGUGUUCCCACCUCCUCACACCGUCCAAAAAUGAGCUCAUCGGGGUAAUUUGCACUUUCAGUCCCCUGCAGGAUUAAGUGUGUGGAUCGGUUCCAGCUGCCUGCAACCUCUGAGUGGAUAAACAGUUAAGAAAAUGGUGAUAAUAAUAAUAAUAAUAACUUUAUUUAUACAGCACUUCUAAUAAGAGUUCACAAAGUGCUUUAACAUGGAGGAAAACUUGAGGGAAAGAGACCAGACAAGACGAAAACCAGUGGAAGACAGAAAAGUUUUGAUGCGUGUCACAUGAGCUGAGACGUCACUAAAACAAAGACAUCAUAAGGACCCGUGAUACCUGGCCAACAUAGGAGCCCAACCACAAAAACCUGAGACCAGGGGGACCAUUAUAUUAAGGAAGACAAAUCCACCUCCUCAGGGGCCCCGAUGGAAAAGACCCUGUCAACUUUAGUUACAAGUCUUGACUUUGGAACAACCAGGAGGCCCCGACCUGAGGAUCUCUGAUUUACUGUAAACUGUUGCUCGCUUUUGCAGCUACAGCCUGUUCGUAUCAAAGAGAGUCCACAACAAGUCAUACUUUGAUGGGCAUUAAGCAGUUAAAGGGAUAUUCCGGUGUAAAAUUAAUUCAGGGUCAAACACACCGUAACACCGAGUUAGACACCCGCUUGCUUUCUAGUUAUACCAACUUUAGAAACAACCACACGAUAGCAAUACACAGCGGUCAAAGGAGCCAUAAACAAACCUCAACCAAAAGUCCACUCUAUAACCUCAAAUAAUGCUCAGAACAGCACCUAACUUCAUCAACAGGACAUAUAGGGUCACAGACAUAGUACUAGACACCAAACAUCUUUUUAACUUUGACUCAUUUCUUUAGCAAAGAGACUAAACACAACUCACCUACUCUCUUCCAGCAGACGCUUGUUUGUAAUGAGACCUCAGGCCAGUCCGUUACGGACUACAGCGGGGUGACGCAGCUCAAGGAAGAACAUUUAUGAUCAUUUCUUCAUGGAAAUACAAUCAGACUGAGACGCUAAGACAGAAGAACUACUGUGUCUGCAGAGCAAAAUGAUAAAUAUGAUGAUUAUUACUACAAGGAAAUAAUAAAGAAAUGUGGCUAUAGAGUGGCGUUUUGGUUGAGGGCGUGGUUCUCUGUACUGCUAUCGUGCGGUCGUUACUAAAGUUGGUAUAACUAGAGAAGGAAGCGGUCGGCAACAUUCAUCUUUCGAGGGGGUGUCAACUUGGGGUUACGGUGUGUUUGACCAGAAAUGAAUUUUACGCUGGAAUAUCCCUUUAACUUUUGAAUCAAGCCUUUUAACUUCUUGCUCCUUCCUGUCUUGUUUCCUCUGUAGGAUCCGUCCUGGUGCAUCCCUGCAGACCUCCUCCACCUGCAGCAGCAGGAGCAGCCCGCUGCCUCCGUCCACCUCCUACCCAACCCUGCUGGCCUCUUCUCUCCCCACAGAGCAACAACUCUUCGCCAACUCCCCCUCCCCGCACUGCUUGGCUUACCUCCCCAGCCUUUCCCAGCCCUCCGUGGUCAUGCUGUACAGGGCGCCAGACAGGCCUGAAGGUCAGAGGUCGCCUGGGUCAGAGUCUGAGGAGGGAAGGAAGAGGAAGAGGGAAGAAAGGGAAGAGGAGGAGGAGGUGUUGAGGAAGAAGAAGGGAAUCUCCGGGUUAGAGGAAAAUGACAAGGUGAGAGGAUGUUGGAUAUGCUUUGUUUACACCAUGUAGUUUAAAUUAACAACAUUAUUAUUCCAGUUCAGUUCAUUCAUGAUUAUAUGAUGUCUUAUAAGAGGCUAAAUAACAAGACCCCGUCAUAACUCUGGAGAGCAGAGCGUUAAAUUGGAAAUGUGAAUUUCUACACGCUGACUGGUUAGAAGAAGUCGUUCCUGCUUUAAUUAAAAACUUAUUCCAGUGAUUUACAGGAUGUUCGUAAAGUGAAAACCCUCGCAAUCAGUCAGGCUGCACAAUCCUGCUAAUUGGACAAGUCACAUUUUUCAUGGUCUUUAAGAAAGGUAGAUUAAAAGACUGUAAGCUGUGAUCUCCAGCAUGACUCGGCAGAAGUUAACUCCGGUGUAAUCAGAGGGGAGACGCAUUAAACGCUGCUUUGAUUUAAGAUGAUAAAGUGAAUAUUGACUUAAAUACACAAAUCAGAGGUUUCUCCAUCUUUGAGUCCACUUUAAUUAUCGCCUGUGUUUUUUUUUUCUCCCAGAUGAGACCUGAAUCAGCUGAGUGCAGAAACAGGACUUCUCCCGAUCAUCCGGCUGGUCUUCUCAGAGAGCAGGAGGCCCCUGAGAGUCCCGCCGAGGAGCCGGCCCAGCCUUCACACUACCUCUAUGUGCCCAACAACGCAGGUAUGGACACGGCUUUGAUCGCAGACACUCGUGUGUAGGGCUGGGCGAUACGGCCUCAAAUCAGUAUCACGAUAUGUUGAGCAGUUCACCUCGAUAACGAUAAAUGGACGAUAACUACUGCUCACCCCCUCCUACAUUAACUUCAUCGACUCUAGGCCUGCACGAUAUAUCGUUUGACUAUCGUCAUCGCGAUGUACGUGUGUGCGAUAGUCACAUCGCAGAGCCUGCGAUAUUGGAGGUGAAUGAACUCAUUUAAUUUCAAGGGUAACCGACUGAGAUACACUCCAUGUGACUCUGCAUGUGCUGUGCAGCGAUCCACCAAUCGCCUUCGUCCUUAACUCAGUUGCCAAUCAGACUCACUUCUCAGCUGCCAAUCAGACUACCCUGCCAGCUGUCAAUCAAAAUCAGGGAGGAGGAAACCCACCCCUGCACAUGUUCUGCACAUGGAGGGAGACGUGUGUCCGCUGAGAAUUACUUUCGGAACUUUACUCAUGACUAUUAAGCCCAACAAAUAAGAACUGUAUGGGUUUUAAAUUGUACAUUUCCGUGGACCACUCUACUAUAAGCAGUGCGCGUUUUGCGAGGUGCAUGCAAUUCUCGGAGGACAUGCGUUUCUCGGCACAACACCGCUAACAACAACAACAACGAUCGCAAAAUGAACAACGAACAAGCGAAAACCACCGAAAAUGAAGACUUGUUGCCAAAAAGAAAAGGAAAGUCAGUUAUCUGGAAUUAUUUCGGUUAAAAGAAGGAUGAUGUUGACCAAAACACGUCUUCUGUGUUCACCUGUCGCCACAAUAACGUCCCAGAACUAUAAAAGCUAAAAAUAUCUCUGAGACAGACAGAAGCCGUUCUACUAACAUUCACAAAAAGAGGUAAGAUCAGAGCAGAUUAACUGUCCUCAAGAUUUCAGCAGUGCAGCAUAACAUUAAGUGCUAUUCAGGUCAUCUGGUGAAAAUACUGUAUUUUUAAUAUCGCAAUAUAUAUCGCAGGGUUGAAAAAAUCGCAAUAUUAUUUUUUUCCAAUAUCGUGCAGCCUUAAUCGACUCCACUCCAGCCGCUACAACUUUUCAACCGUCCUCCAUCUCCUCACCUGUCUUUCCCUCUUUGUAGGACAGCGUCUUAAAGGUACAUGAGACCACAGCCUACCUACACACAUCCAAAACCAACUUGUAUUUAUUUUUUUGACACCGAAUUAACCGAUAUGGGCAAAAUGAUGUCAAUUAUUCUCGUAAAUUUCAGUAUCUGUAAAUUUUCGGUUUAUCGCCCAGCCCUACUCGCACACGCCUCUAAAACUUUAAGAGUUCUCGUUUUGUUUGUGUUAAUAGAAACUCAAUUUAUCCAUCGCUUCAUCUUCAGGUUUGAGCAGCUUCAACUUCCUCCUCACUGCUGGUCAGACGCCGGCCGGUCUUGCACUUCCGUCCAGCAGCGUCGCCACCGUGCCGCUGCCGUACAUCCUGGUUCCCUCUGCAGCCCUCCCUCACUACCCCCUGGUGGCCGGCGGUCUGCAGCAGCAAACCUCCGAAACCCACAACAACCUGAGCUUCAGCCUGCCCGCUGUGAUGUCACCCGCACACUUUAUGGUCGGGGCGGCGCCGUUUGGCCUCGCAGCACCCUCGGAGGUCGGGAGGUCGAUUCCGUCGCCGUCCACGCCAGAGCAGGGCAGGAUGUUCACGCCGGCUACAGGAGCUCCACAGUCUCCUUCAGGGACUCGUCACACUGUCAGCAUCAACACACCAGAACCACUGGUAAGACCUCCAGAUCUCCGCUGUGAUGAUCACCUUUUAAAAAUGCCACGGCGCAGCUUGACUCGAGCGCAUGUUCAGUUUUUGUUUGUUUGUCACAGCAGUCCAAGUUGAUUCAGCUCCAAGUUGUUAAAAAGGGAUUAAUGUUCUUUUCUGCGAGACUAAAGAAAGUCUGCCAGCUUAACUUUUUCACAAACACAGACGCUUCUUGACGACCCGCUGAGGCGCUGGCAGGGAAGGAGAAUUAAAGACCGACUUAAUAAUGAGUCUGGACAACAACGGUGAUGCUAUGAGAGAUUAGAUGAGCUGAUGGUUUUUAAAGGCUCCUCUGCAGAAACUAUGAAAUGCAUCCCACUACAUACAUCCCUGCAAACAUCUCACAUGUGUGGCUUUUUAAGGAUAUUUGAUGUUAAAAAAAAACGAGCCGUUUCUGCCGUCAUCUGAUCCGACACACACCCCUCACAGCGGCUUCAGACUCUAAUCAUACCUAUAGAAACUGUCGGUCUUGGUGCUGAUGGUCUUGUUUGCUUUUCAGGUCACAAAGAGGUCCAGUAUCAGUUUCAGUAUGUCCUCACAGUGGGUUUAAACAAUCCUGGGUGGUUUUAUCAUCGUUUUUAUGAAUGUAGCUUAUGCAAAGUGGUGCUUUUUUUAAACCUUCUGACAACAAAUUUUGUGGAUGGGAAUUGAUGCAAUUUUAUCGAUAUCGUUGCAAUUAAAGAUUCUGCUUAUCAAUUCAAUUCUUUAACGAUUCUCUUAACAAUGUCUUUCUUUGAUUUAAAAAAAAGUAGACUAGAAGUUUUCAAUGUUAACUCAAAAUUUUAUUGAAUCUUUGAUAACAGAAAAAAAUGUAGUCUCAUAAAAAUUUAACGACAAACUAUUUGUACAUUUACUUGGUCGUCAUUAAGUCAAAUUAGGGUUUUGAGGGUUUUCUGGUCGGGUUGAGUGUUUUUUUUUACCUGCGCCUGGCUCAGUUAGUCCACGCUGCACAAACUCAAAACUCCCAAACAAGACUCGCUGUCGUAAAACUUUUCGUACCAUCCACCGGGUUGAAAUGUGAAUGUUGUCGAUGGAUUGAACCAUUUGGAACCGGUUCUCGAUUCCCAUCUCUAAUAACAUCUCUCUCUACCUCUGCAGACGCCUCACACUCCCAAGGAAGCCCCUCUGUCCGCUUCCAAGGCUUUCUUCCAGACCCCCGGCACUCUGGGAAAUGUAGUCAGCGCUGUGCCGGCGGCUCGAAAAAGAGGCUCCGCUCAGAGAAGGCUGGACGUCGGACACCCUCCUCCUCCAACCUGUUAGGUGUCGUGUGCAGAGGAGGAUCUCAGGUUUUUAUCCUGAAUGUGAAAAAUAUAGUUACAAAUCAUUGG
Molecule: messenger RNA, 10129 nt
Organism: Xyrichtys novacula (pearly razorfish)
Lineage: Eukaryota; Metazoa; Chordata; Actinopteri; Labriformes; Labridae
Source: the annotation of a GenBank genome assembly